UGACACUUGUCACUUGGCGCGAGGAGCAACUGUGCCCUCACUCACUCUAUCAUCUUUGUUCGUUUGUCCUGGAUUUGAGAGAUCCCACCGUUAAAUCUCACCUACCAUAUCCAGCAUGACCGGGAGACUUUUGGUCCUUGUGGGGGCAUCCGUCCUUUUCCUGGCAGCGGGGGGUCAGGGUACCGAACAACGGAACCGGAGAACGGUGACUUUCCAUCGGGCUCAGCAAGAUGUCAAGGCGCGCCAAGUCUACUCACGACCUAAAAGGGAUACUUUUAAAAGUCCAACUUUUACAUCUUGCAAACAUCCUCUGACCCUUUCAGAGCAUCAACUGUUGGAUAAAACUACACAUGAGACUCAGUUUCAUGGGGAUGAUGGUUCUAGCUUUACACUCACCUGGGUGGGUGAUGGAACAGGGGUGAUCCUGGUGUUGUCCACUAUAAGUUCUCCCUUAGACACCAUCUAUGCAGGAGGCUCCUCACGGCUCUACCGGAGUGCGGAUUAUGGCAAGACCUUCCAUGACAUCACUCAUCUGAUCAACAACACUUUCAUCCGGACGGAGUUUGGCAUCAGUGCGGGCCCUGGGAACUCUAAACAGGUGAUUCUAACAGCAGACCGAUCUGUGCUGGACAGUCCUGGAGGAGUGAUCUUCACCUCCACGGACGCUGGCCUGUCCUUCAAGGCUGUCCAGCUGCCUUUCCACCCCGACAAGCCAAUCACCUUCCACUUCCAGAAUCCAGAAUACCUGGUGGCUAUCAGCAUUGACGGUGGCCUUUGGCUUUCUCAGAACUUUGGGGCAGCUUGGACUAAACUUCACGACGGAGUGCAGUCUUUGAUGUGGGGCGCAGGGACCACUCUGUUCUUCAGCUUCAGUCCCAAAGGAACAGUGGAGGCGGAUAGGAGAGGAGAGCUGUUCCUGAUGAGAACAGAAGACCUUGGGAAGACUUUCACAACCAUCGCUCACAACAUCUUCUCCUUUGGCUAUGUAGGAGGCUUCCUCUUCACUUCAGUUAUUGAGACACUGAACUCUCCCCGUGUCAUCUAUGUGUCGUCUGACCAGGGAGAGCGCUUCAACAGAGCGCAGCUUCCCUCUGCCUCCCCCGAGCAGUUCUACUCUGUAUUGGAUGGGGAUGAGGACAUGAUAUUUAUGCAUGUGGACAAUCCUGGAGACACCUACUUUGGGACGAUGUACACUUCAGACGACAGCGGCGUGCUCUACUCCAAGUCUCUGGAGCGCCACCUGUUUGGAGGGAACCGGAAGAGCGACUUCACCAACAUCACCUCCUUGAGAGGAGCCUACCUCACUAACGUGCUGGAGGAAGACAGACGCAUCAGGUCGGUCGUCACCUUCGACAGAGGAGGAGAGUGGAGGCUCAUCCACAAGCCCCAGAAUGUGGACUGUGUGGAGAAUACCAGAAAUUGUUAUCUCCACAUCCAUGGAGAGCACAGCCGUGUUAACGGGAUCACCGCCAUGUUGCCUCUCUCCGACCCCUUGGCUGUCGGCCUCGUCAUCGCCCACGGAAGUGUGGGUGACUCUCUGUCGUCGUCCCGGCCUGACGUGUUCAUGUCCCAGGACGGGGGGUACACCUGGAGGGGGGUCCUCAAGGGCCCCCACCACUACAGCAUCCUGGACUCUGGGGGGCUCGUGGUGGCUGUGGAGGCCCACAGUGGCGUCCAGGUCAACACUAUCAAGUUCUCCACGGACGAGGGCCAGUGCUGGAGGGUGUAUAACUUUACCCACCAGCCCAUCUUUUUCUCUGGCUUGACAUCGGAGCCGGGCUCUAAGACCAUGAACAUCAGCGUGUGGGGCUACCGCCCGGAGGACGACGAGCAGCCCAUGUGGGUGGCUGUGACCAUCGACUUCCAGAGCCUCCUCAACAGGGAGUGUGAGGACCAGGACUACGAGGAGUGGUUGGCCCACUCGACGGAGGGUGGAGACCCGGCCACAGAUGGUUGUGUCCUGGGCUAUAAGGAGACAUUCAGGAGGCUGAAAAAGAUGUCAGUGUGCAGGAAUGGUCGGGACUACAGGGUUAGCAGGCAACAGAACCCUUGUCCCUGUACCAGAGAGGAUUACUUAUGCGACUACGGUUACUAUCGCCAUGCCAACAGUUCAGAGUGCGUGAGGCAGCCAGACACAGCAGACCUCUUCCUGGAGGUGUGUCCGAAUGGAGAAGAGGAGGAGCUUAACACAUCUGGGUACCGUAAGGUCCCAGGUGACAGGUGUGAGGGGGGCUUCACUCCCCAGCGGGGGGACACUAUCAGCAGGAACUGUAGGAAGACCAGCCCAGACCAGGACUUCGACACUCCUAGAGAGAAGAUGGUGCUGAUAGCAGUCUGUGCUGGAGCAGGAGUCAUCGUUCUGGUAGCCGUGGUAAUCGCUGUGUACUCUGUCAGGAGAAUGAGCUAUGGAAACAGGAUGCCUGUGUAUCGCUUUUCUGCCCUCUUGCUUCAGGCUGACGACCGCUGCAUCGCCACAGACUCGGACAGCAUCGCCAGCGGCAACGGAACAGGCUUCAACACGGACUCAGACGAUGAUCUUAUUGAGUGAGCCAAGUGCGGACCUGGGAUAUAUGAACAUAUAACCUGGAUCUGUCACGGUCAGAGCCAUACGCCCACUGGGUACUGCGCCUGGCACACAGGCAGGCUGAAGCCUUACCGUUGCAGCCCGGGUUCGCUUCCAGCCUGGAGCCUUUCCUGCAUGUCCUCCCCUCUCUAUCCCCUGCCUCAAACUGUCACUAUCACUAAUAAAGCAGAGAAAGGACUAUAUAUACAUAUUUAUGUGUAAAGAAAAGCAUUGAUACGUCACUUUACAAGGCGUUGAUAAAUCAAAAGAUGUCUGGAUUUUAACAUUUUUGUAUAUAUAAGCCCUGAGAUAUCAGAGUUACAGAAUUAUUUAUUGAGCCAAGAGUACUUGGGGAUAUACUAAUGUUGCAAGUCGUCGUUCACAUACCGUGUUCACUUUGCAAUCUUCAACUUGCUCCCUUGUUUGUUGAUUGUAUAUUUAAUGUUCCUAAAAAUAAAUCCAAAAUAAUUCACAAUUGUACUUUGAAUUAGAAUAAAAACAUGGUUAAUACAACAAGCCAUUA
Messenger RNA from Hypomesus transpacificus, 3086 nucleotides. RefSeq names its product sortilin. The coding region runs from base 116 to 2548 and encodes 810 amino acids. The record is from RefSeq and is a predicted model, not a curated record. Gene Ontology annotation, biological process: Golgi to endosome transport; endocytosis; vesicle organization. NCBI's taxonomy places the organism in Eukaryota, Metazoa, Chordata, Actinopteri, Osmeriformes, Osmeridae. Gene Ontology annotation, cellular component: membrane; Golgi apparatus. Gene Ontology annotation, molecular function: protein binding. The transcript has 21 exons.